AUGGCUUCUAAGGCCCCAUCCGGCCGUCACGGACCUCGAUCCAAGCUUGGUUGUUCGACUUGUAGGGUCCGAAAACUGAAAUGUGACGAGCAACGACCAACUUGUUCCCGAUGUGCGGAGGCCAGAUUCCCUUGUGAAUGGGAUAAGCCUGUGCCCCGUCGGAAGCCACCUACCAACCAGAAGAGCAAUCUUGUUGGUUCGUCGAAGCCAUUCAAGCUUGCUCCUUUGUCUUCUCUCGCGCGAGGGGAGUCUGACCCAGCACGACCCGUGAACUAUUUGGAUCCUUUGCCUGACCAGGGAUCCGAGAAUGACGAAUACAUCUCCGUAGCCGGUCAAACUCCAUAUCGGGCGAUUGACCAUGAUCUCCUUCAAAGUGCCCUGUCUCCGAGCCACGUGGUGCUUCCCAACUCGUUGGAGCUUUCAGCCGAGGAUAUUGAGUCCUUUCAGUACGUUCCCAAUUCUCUGAUGGUGCUUCGAUUCGGCAAACCCUGGCGGUGGAGCAUGCUUUCGUAUGUCCACUCCAACAUUGCUUGUUACGAAGCCGGCGUGAUGAGGGCUUUCAUUGCAGUCGCUUCAAUGGAAAUGAGAUUUCUUGAGCUUCUCAAGUUUCAAGACUCAGUCCCAACCCUGGAAAGCCUGUCCAAGACCCGUCGUCUAAGAGAAUCGGCAGCAAAGUACCUUACUUUAGCCCUCAAAGACCUGUCUUCCGUUUUAGAUCGCUUGUCUGGCCCGGAGCGGAGCUCACAGGAUAUCGACGCUCUCUUCUCGAUAUGGUUUCUCGUCAUUCAUAUCGGGCUGUACGACGCAGAUCUCGUCGUGGCAUCGCAUGUUCAUCUGAAUGGAAUCCGCUCUUUCAUCAGCGGCUACAUCAAUGGCAAUGUUGCCAAUGAAGAGGAUAAGCUGCCCCCAACCUCGCAACAGUUACUGUUGUUCAUCGCAUACCACGACAUUACCCUCGCUCUGGGGAACAUGAAUGGUGGCGAGCUCUCCCUAGAUCUCCUCAAUGCCCCUCCAAUGUCGCCGGUAGCAUACGAUCAGGUAUUUGAGCAAGCUCGGCGGUGCCUUCCUAAGAUAUGGGGCCCGGAUUAUCCCAUUGAAGAAUUGAUGGACGAUGUCGAGAACUAUCGAGGUCUGUCCUUCCUGACUGUGUGUCAAAAACUCAAGUUGAGCGUGUGGAAACUCGGCAUCGCCGCUGCUCGAGGUAAUGCAGUCGAGGAGAGCAAAAUGAGAUUAUGGAGUAGGAUUGAGGAGACUGGCGAGCAAUACAGCGACCUUUUGAUCCUCGGCAAAAUGAUCCAAGCAUCUGGCGGCCGACGAGUCAUAUGGACAGUCUAUCACGCGUGUUUGGAUUACUACGCCCUCAGAGUCUUCUUCACUUGCAUUGGCAGCCAGGAUUCUCAGACGCUGUGGCUCGAUGAAACGUUGACCGAACUACUCAACAUUGCAUACAAAGCAAUGAAUGAGAAUGCUCAGCAGAUUUAUCGCUAUGCGUGGCCGCUGAUUGUGGCGUUGCUCAAGGUUCGCGAUCCAAUCCAUCGCGACUGGAUCCGACGUCAAGUCAACAAAGCCGGAGUCCUAUUCUCAAACCUGGGCCUACCACCUAAUCUGGUGCAGGGCAGAUGUUCACCCGAAACACUUUUCCUUGAAUAUGAUCAGGCUCGCGUGGGGGAUAGUAGUUGA
This is a messenger RNA of Exophiala mesophila, 1680 nucleotides long. RefSeq lists its product as uncharacterized. The record is from RefSeq and is a predicted model, not a curated record. Gene Ontology annotation, cellular component: nucleus. Gene Ontology annotation, biological process: positive regulation of transcription by RNA polymerase II. Lineage: Eukaryota; Fungi; Ascomycota; Eurotiomycetes; Chaetothyriales; Herpotrichiellaceae. Gene Ontology annotation, molecular function: transcription cis-regulatory region binding; DNA-binding transcription factor activity, RNA polymerase II-specific; zinc ion binding. The transcript has 4 exons. The coding region runs from base 1 to 1680 and encodes 559 amino acids.